AUCCACGCCAGCCUGGUUCCCCCAAAUCUGAGCCCGUCGUGAUGCUUCCUGCCAGAUCCUGCUGAGACUUGCCCUAGCCUGCCCAGGAUGGGGGGCGGGCCGGCUCGCUCGCCCCCCCCGCCCUUUGAUUGUUAGCGCUGCAUAUAUAGCGUGUGAGAACGGGUGUGUUUGCUUAUGAUGAACACCUUUACAUCUCAAGCCUGCGCAACAGCUGUUUGGAAGAAAAUCCCCAUUCCGGUGAGACUUACUCUCUGUUCAGAGGCUUAUGAGUGGGGUGCUUUAACUUGCUUACGUCUUCAUUCUGUUUGCAACAGGAUAGCACGUUGAGGCCUACUUCCCAAGGGGGUAUGUAAACACACAGGACUCUUCUUUUGUGCCCAGCUGAACGAGCAACAUGCCGGAACAAAGUAAUGAUUAUAGAGUCGUCGUGUUUGGAGCUGCAGGGGUUGGCAAGAGUUCUUUGGUUCUUCGUUUUGUAAGGGGAACCUUCCGAGAGACGUAUAUUCCUACUGUGGAAGACACCUACCGCCAAGUGAUCAGCUGCGACAAAGGUAUCUGCACCCUUCAGAUCACAGACACCACUGGGAGCCACCAGUUUCCUGCCAUGCAGAGACUGUCCAUCUCCAAGGGCCACGCGUUCAUGUUGGUGUAUUCCGUGACCAGCAGGCAGUCAAUAGAAGAGCUUCAGCCCAUCUAUGAACAGAUCUGUCAAAUCAAAGGAGACAUUCAGAAGGUCCCUAUCAUGUUGGUGGGAAACAAAAGUGAUGACACCCAGAGGGAGGUGGACGCCAGCGAAGGAGAGGUCCUUGCCACCAAGUGGAAAUGUUCCUUCAUGGAGACAUCGGCCAAAAUGAACUACAAUGUGCAGGAGCUUUUCCAAGAGCUCUUGAAUUUGGAGAAGAGAAGUGUCAGCCUCCAGGUGGAUGGUAAGAAAUCUAAGCAACAGCGCAAGAAGGAUAAACUGAAAGGCAAAUGUUCAGUCAUGUGAGGUGCCAGGCACUGCAUCUUUUUCCCCUUAAAAUAGGAGCGUAGACUUGUUCUUACAGAACAUUAUUUCACAUGCCCUGGAGCAUGUCUGGAGCAGAAAUUUUCAGAGGAGUUGACCCAGGAUAUUUUUGUUUUGUAGUUUAAUAAAUUUUGGUUAGGUAGUUUGAAUGUUCACUUGAUGAAAGUUGGGUCGUUGCAUGUUUUCUUCUGCGCUAGCAAGCAUUCAAAAACAACUGCCAUCACCGUCCAUGCCCCCUGCAACAGCCAGUGUUACUCAUCUAUACUACAGGACAAGCUGCUAUGGUCACAUAUAUGAAGAAAAGCAACAAAAGCACUCUGAUGUCUGCAUUUUACCACUGCUUUGUAAACCAUCUCCAAGCGAUCAUUUAUGCAAAUGCUUCAAGAGAACAAGCGAUUCACACUAGGGCUACAGUCAGUAUGCCAGACACAAACAAAAAUAGUACUUUGUCUAAUGUUUGUAUAUACUUCAGUAAAAGUUUUCAGAUUGAUCUUAACCAGAGUAAAAUCAAACACUGACUAUGGCAAAUGAUUAUUUUUAUCAUUUACUGUAGUUCUUUGAAUCUAUAUGCUUGUAGGAAAGGAGAAACUGCAUUCCUUACCAAAGAAGUGCUCGUUGCUUCAUAUUAAAUGUUAAAACUUAAUAUGCGGUGUUUGUGUAUUGGCAAGGAUUUUAUGUGAACAAUUAAAGUGAUUUAAGUA
This is a messenger RNA of Rhineura floridana, 1707 nucleotides long. RefSeq names its product DIRAS family GTPase 3 (gene DIRAS3). The coding region runs from base 395 to 988 and encodes 197 amino acids. Gene Ontology annotation, molecular function: GDP binding; GTPase activity; GTP binding. The record is from RefSeq and is a predicted model, not a curated record. Gene Ontology annotation, biological process: signal transduction. Gene Ontology annotation, cellular component: plasma membrane. The transcript is spliced from 2 exons. NCBI's taxonomy places the organism in Eukaryota, Metazoa, Chordata, Lepidosauria, Squamata, Rhineuridae.